Messenger RNA from Tetrahymena thermophila SB210, 10713 nucleotides. Its product is annotated as zinc finger, lsd1 subclass family protein. The transcript has 5 exons. NCBI's taxonomy places the organism in Eukaryota, Ciliophora, Oligohymenophorea, Hymenostomatida, Tetrahymenidae. The record is from RefSeq and is a predicted model, not a curated record.
AUGAGUGGCGGAGAUUGUUAUCUUUGCGAUACAUCGUGUUCAACUUGUAAUGGAGGAUCCUCAACUAAUUGUUUGACUUGUCCUACUGGUAAAUAUUUAUUUGCCAAUAAAUCAUGCAAUACUUGUAAUGUGAGCAAUGGAUACUAUAUAAAUGGAACAUAGUGUAUUGCUUGCGAUCCCUCAUGUUAAACUUGUAAUGGAUCAUCUGCAACAAAUUGUUUGACCUGUUCUUCUAGUAAAUAUUUAACUGCAAAUAAUUAAUGUAUUGCUUGCGAUACCUCAUGCUCAACUUGUAAUGGAGGUUCAUCAACAAAUUGUUUGACUUGCCCUUCUGGUAAGUAUUUAUUUGCCAAUAAAUCAUGCAACACUUGUAAUAUAAGCAAUGGUUAUUAUAUUAGUGGAAUUUAGUGUAUUCCUUGUGAUCCAUCAUGCUCAACUUGUAAUGGAUCAUCUGCAACAAAUUGUUUAACUUGUCCUUCUGGCAAAUAUUUGUUUGCAAAUUACUCAUGUAAUGUUUGUAAUACUAGUAGUGGAUUUUAUAUAAGUGGAAUUUAGUGUAUUUCUUGCGAUCCUUCAUGUGCCACUUGUAAUGGAUCAUCUUCAACUAGUUGCCUAACAUGUCCUUCAAGCAAAUAUUUAUUUGCAAACAACUCAUGUAAUAUUUGUAAUACUACUAGUGGUUUUUAUAUAAGUGGAAUUCAGUGUAUUGCUUGUGAUUCUACAUGUACUACAUGCAACGGAUAAUCUCCAACAAAUUGCUUGACUUGUCCUUCUGGUAAAUAUUUAUUUGCAAAUAACUCAUGCAAUGUUUGUAAUACGACUAACGGUUUUUAUAUAAGUGGAAUUUAGUGUAUUCCUUGUGACACUUCAUGUGCUACUUGUAAUGGAUCAUCUGCAACAAAUUGUUUGACUUGUCCUUCUGGUAAAUAUUUAUUUGCAAAUAACUCAUGUAAUGUUUGUAAUACUAGUAGUGGCUUUUAUAUAAGUGGAAUUUAGUGUAUUGUUUGUGAUCCUUCAUGUGCUACUUGUAAUGGAUCUUCCACAACAAAAUGUUUGACUUGUCCUUCUGGUAAAUAUUUAUUUGCAAACAACUCAUGUAAUGUUUGUAAUACUACUAGCGGUUUUUAUAUAAAUGGAAUUUAGUGUAUUUCUUGUGAUCCUUCAUGUGCUACUUGUAAUGGACCAUCUGCGACAAAUUGUAUGACUUGUCCUUCUGGCAAAUAUUUAUUUGCAAACAACUCAUGUAAUGUUUGUAAUACUACUAGCGGUUUUUAUAUAAAUGGAAUUUAGUGUAUUGCUUGCGAUCCUUCAUGUGCUACUUGUAAUGGAUCAUCUCCAACAAAUUGUUUGACUUGUCCUUCUGGUAAAUAUCUAUUUGCAAAUAACUCAUGUAAUAUUUGUAAUACUACUAGCGGUUUUUAUAUAAAUGGAAUUUAGUGUAUUUCUUGUGAUCCUUCAUGUGCUACUUGUAAUGGACCAUCUGCGACAAAUUGUAUGACUUGUCCUUCUGGCAAAUAUUUAUUUGCAAACAACUCAUGUAAUGUUUGUAAUACUACUAGCGGUUUUUAUAUAAAUGGAAUUUAGUGUAUUGCUUGCGAUCCUUCAUGUGCUACUUGUAAUGGAUCAUCUGCAACAAAUUGUAUGACUUGUCCUAAUGGCAAAUAUUUAUUUACAAAUAACUCUUGUGAUAAUUGUAAUACUAGUAAUGGCUAUUAUAUUAGCGGAAUUUAGUGUAUUGCUUGUGAUCCUUCAUGUGCUACUUGUAAUGGACCAUCUGCAACAAAUUGUAUGACUUGUCCUUCUGGCAAAUAUUUAUUUGCAAACAACUCAUGUAAUGUUUGUAAUACUACUAGCGGUUUUUAUAUAAAUGGAAUUUAGUGUAUUGCUUGUGAUCCUUCAUGUGCUACUUGUAAUGGAUCAUCUGCAACAAAUUGUUUGACUUGUCCUUCUGGUAAAUAUCUAUUUGCAAAUAACUCAUGUAAUGUUUGUAAUACUAUUAGUGGCUUUUAUAUAAGUGGAAUAUCGUGUAUUUCUUGUGAUCCUUCAUGUGCUACUUGUAAUGGACCAUCUGCGACAAAUUGUAUGACUUGUCCUUCUGGCAAAUAUUUAUUUGCAAACAACUCAUGUAAUGUUUGUAAUACUACUAGCGGUUUUUUAAUAAAUGGAAUUUAGUGUAUUGCUUGCCAUCCUUCAUGUGCUACUUGUAAUGGAUCAUCUGCAACAAAUUGUAUGACUUGUCCUAAUGGCAAAUAUUUAUUUACUAAUAACUCUUGUGAUAUUUGUAAUACUAGCAAUGGCUAUUAUAUUAGCGGAAUUUAGUGCAUUUCUUGCGAUCCCUCAUGCUAAACUUGCAAUGGAUCAUCUAAAACUAAUUGUUUGACUUGCCCUUCUGGUAAAUAUUUAUUUGCAAAUAACUCAUGUAAUAUUUGUAAUACUAGUAAUGGUUAUUAUAUAAGUGGAAUAUAGUGUAUUUCUUGUGAUCCUUCAUGUGCUACUUGUAAUGGACCAUCUGCGACAAAUUGUAUGACUUGUCCUAAUGGCAAAUAUUUAUUUACAAAUAACUCUUGUGAUAAUUGUAAUACUAGUAAUGGCUAUUAUAUUAGCGGAAUUUAGUGUAUUGCUUGUGAUCCUUCAUGUCAAACUUGUAUUGGAUCAUCUGCAACAAAUUGUUUGACCUGUCCUUCUGAUAAAUAUUUAUUUGCAAAUAAAUCUUGUGAUGUUUGUAAUAUUAGCAGUGGCUUUUAUGUAAACGGAAUUUAGUGUAUUUCUUGCGAUCCUUCAUGUGCCACUUGUAAUGGAAGUUCUAAUACUAAUUGUUUAACAUGCCCACCAGGAAAAUAUUUAUUUUAAAAUAAUUCAUGCAAUAAUUGCAAUGUAAGUGGUGGAUAUUUUAUUAGUGGAAAUAAUUGUAUAGCAUGCGAUUCAUCAUGUGCUACAUGCUAAGGAAACACAUAAACAAGUUGUUUGACUUGUCCGACUGGAAAAUAUUUACUUUUGGAUAAUUCAUGUCAAAGUUGUAUAGUAAAUAAUGGUUUUUUUAUAAGCGGAAAUAAUUGUUUGCAGUGCGAUCCAACUUGUUAAACUUGUAAUGGUCCUUCACCAAAUAACUGCAUUUCCUGUCAAAUUGGUUAGUAUUUAUUUAAAAAUAAUACUUGUUAAUAAGCUUGUAAUAUUAAUAACGGGUAUUAUAUUAAUGGAAAUAAUUGUUUAUAAUGUGAUUCAAGCUGUUUAACUUGUAACGGUCCCACUUCAAAUAAUUGCCUAUCAUGUUUAUCUGGUUAAUUUCUAUUUUAGGAUUAUUCUUGCUCAUCAAAUUGCAAUGUUAAUAAUGGAUAUUAUAUUGAUGGGACUAAUUGUUUAAAAUGCCAUUCGAGUUGUUUGACUUGUGAUGGUCCUUCUUCAAAUAAUUGUCUUUCAUGUGCCUUAGGUUAGUACAUAUUCAAGAAUAAAUCUUGCUCACUAAUCUGCUAGACUAAUGGUUAUUAUAUAGAUGGAAUUAAUUGUUUAGAAUGUAAUUCAAGCUGUUUAACAUGUAAUGGUCCAUAUUUAAAUAAUUGCCUAUCAUGCCAACCAGGCUAGUAUUUAUUUUAGAAUAAUACUUGUUCAUCUUAUUGUGAUACUAAUAAUGGAUAUUAUUAGUUUAACAGCUAAUGCCUUCUCUGUGAUCCAUCUUGUUAAACAUGUAAUGGACCAACUUCAGUAAGCUGCUUGUCAUGCCCUUCUGGAAACUUUUUAUAUGCUAAUAAUUCAUGUCAAUCUAACUGUAAUACUAGUUAUGGAUAUUUUAUAUAAGGAAAUAAUUGUAUAGCUUGCGAUUCUUCAUGCUAGUCUUGCUCAGGACCCUUAUCUACAAGCUGCUUAACAUGCUUUUCUGGGACCUAUUUGCACAAUGAUAAUUCAUGCAAACCUUGUAAUAUAAAUGAAAGUUAUUUUAUCAGUUAAAAUAAGUGUAUUUAAUGUAGUUCAUCAUGUUAAACUUGUAAUGGAUCUUAAGUAACUAAUUGCUUGACAUGUAAAUCUGGUCUCUAUCUCUAUCCUGACAACUCUUGCUAAGUAUGUGAUAUAACUAAUAAAUAAUUUUUAGAUACAUAAUAAAUAUGCAGAAACUGUCAUUCUUCAUGCUUUACAUGUAAUGGUCCAAAUGUUAACUAAUGUUUGACUUGCCCAGCUGGAUAGAAUCUAUAUCCAGAUAAUAGCUGUAAGAUAUGUAAUAUUUAGAAUCAGUAAUAUUUAGAUAAUUAAAGUAUAUGCAGAUAGUGUGAUUCUUCUUGCUAAACAUGCAACGGAUAGCAAUAAACUUCUUGUACAAGCUGCAUAUCUGGAACCUAUUUAUAUCCUGAUAACAGCUGCAAUAUUUGCAAUACUUCUAAUUAAUAAUAUUUAGAUACUUAAAAUAUAUGUAAAUCUUGUGAUCCUUCUUGUUUGACAUGCAGUGGACCCUAAGCUACUUAAUGCUUAACUUGCUUAAGUGGAAAUUAUUUAUUCCCUGACAAUAGCUGUAAUAUAUGUAAAAUAAGUAAUAAGUAAUAUUUAGAUAGUGCAUAAAUUUGCAGGUCCUGUGAUCCUAGUUGCUUAACUUGUAAUGAUUAAACUCCAUAGUCAUGUACAAGCUGUCCAACAGGCACUAAUUUAUAUCCUGAUAAUAGUUGUUAAAAAUGUGAUAUUGCUAAUAAGUAAUACCUAGAUAACUCUAAUAUAUGCAGAUACUGUGAUCAUACUUGCUUAACAUGCAAUAAUUCUUCACCUAAAUCUUGUCUAACCUGCCCUUUAGGAACUUACUUAUAUCCAGAUUAAAGUUGUAACACUUGCGAUACAGCAAAUCAAUUUUAUUUAGAUAGUUAAUAGAUUUGUAGAUAAUGUGAUUCAUCUUGCUAAACUUGUAAUGGGUAAUCAGCAAAUUCAUGCUUAACUUGUACUUUAGGAACUAAUUUAUAUCCGGAUCGCAGCUGUAAAUUUUGUGAUAUAAGCAAAAAAUAUUAUUUAGAUAGCUAGUAUAUUUGUUAAUAAUGUGAUACUUCUUGUUAAACCUGCAAUGGCCCUACUUCAACUUCAUGCUUGACUUGCCCCUAAAGUGAAAAUGCUAAAUUUUACUUAUAUCCAGAUAAUUCUUGUAAUAGUUGUGAUUUAACUAACGGUUAAUAUUUAGAUGCAGCAAAUAUAUGUAGGUAAUGUGAUAUAUCUUGUAAAACAUGUAAUGGUUCGGCUCCUACUUAGUGUUUAACUUGCCCAUCAGGGACAAAUUUGUUUCCAGAUUUUAGCUGUAAAGUUUGUAAUAUUAAAAAUUAGUAUUAUUUAGAUCAACUAUAGAUUUGUAGACAAUGUCAUCCUUCAUGCUUAACUUGCAAUGGAUAGUCUUAAAAUCAGUGCUUAAGCUGCUUACCAGGAACUAACUUAUUUCCUGAUAAUAGCUGCUAAGUUUGUUAAAUAAAUAAUUAAUAUUUUUUAGAUUCAUCAAAUAUUUGCAAUUAGUGUGAUUCAUCUUGCUUGACAUGUAAUGGAUUUUAGCCUAAUUAAUGCUUAAGUUGUCCAAAUGGAAAAUAUUUAUAUCCUGAUAAUACAUGCUAAACAUGUAAUUUAAAUAAUAAAUAGUAUUUAGAUGCAUAUUAAAUUUGUAGAUCUUGUGAUUCUACUUGCUUAACUUGCACAGGAUCAUCAAAAAAUCAAUGCUCAAGCUGCCCUCCUGGGACAAAUUUAUUCUAAGAUAAUACUUGUUCAGUAUGUAAAACAAAUAAUCAAUUUUAUAUAGAUUAAAAUACUAUUUGUAAGCCAUGUGACUCUUCUUGCCAAACUUGUAGUGGACCCUCAUCAACUGAGUGUAUAACAUGCCCAAAUGGAAAAAAUUUAUAUCCAGAUAAUAGCUGCUAAGUAUGUAACACAGAUAAUCUUUAAUAUUUAGAUUAAAAUAAUAUUUGUAGAUCUUGUGACUUAACAUGCUAAACUUGUAAUGGACCUACAGCAAAUUCUUGUUUAAAAUGUCCUACAGGGUCUAAUUUAUAUCCUGAUUAUAGUUGCAAAGGAUGCAACAUAAAUAAACAAUAAUUCUUGGACUAGAAUUAAAUUUGUAGAAGUUGUGAUCCAUCAUGUUAAACAUGUAAUGGAUAGCUAGCUACUUAAUGCCUAAGUUGUCCUUCAGGAACCAACUUAUAUCCAGAUAACAGUUGCAAGUUUUGUGAUUUAAGCAAAUAAUAAUUUUUAGAUUCAAACUAAAUUUGCAGAUCUUGUGAUCCUUCUUGCUACACUUGCUCUGGAUAAACAGCUUAGCAAUGCUUAAGCUGUAAUCCAGGUAAUAAUUUGUUUCCAGAUAAUAGCUGCAAAAUUUGUGAUAUAAGUAACAAAUAAUAUAUAGAUUCUAAUUAGAUAUGCAGAUAAUGUGAUUCUUCUUGCUAAACAUGUAAUGGAUCUUCAGCUAAUUAGUGUUUAAGUUGUCCAUCUGGCAAAAAUUUAUAUCCAGACUUUUCAUGUAAAUAUUGUAAUACGAACAAUAUGUAAUAUUUAGAUUAAAACAAUAUUUGCAGAAGCUGUGAUUCUUCUUGCUAAACUUGUAAUGGAUCUACUCCAUAAUCGUGUUUAAGUUGUCCAUCAGGUACUAAUUUAUUUCCAGACAAUUCUUGCAAAUUUUGCGAUGUAAGUAAUCAACUUUAUUUAGACUAAUCUAAGGUCUGUAGAUCUUGCCACUCAAGUUGUUAAACAUGUAGCGGACCUACUAAAAAUGAAUGUUUGACUUGUCCAAACGGGACUUAUCUUUAUCCAGAUAAUUCAUGCUAACUAUGUUAAACCAACAAUUAGCAGUAUUUAGAUAGUUCUAACAUUUGUAGAUAAUGUGAUCCUUCAUGCUUAACAUGUAAUGGAUCUUCUUUAAAUUCUUGUGUCACUUGUCAUCCAAAUAAUUCACUUUAUCCUGAUUUUAGUUGUAGUUUUUGUGACAUAAGCAAAUCCUUUUACUUAGAUUCAAAUAAUAUUUGUAGAUAAUGUCAUAGCACAUGCUUAACUUGCUCUGGACCUUAAAGUACUCAAUGCUUAAGUUGCCCUAAUGGAUAAAAUCUUUUUCCAAAUAAUUCAUGUAAUGUAUGCAAUGUUUCUAAUUAAUAUUUUAUUGAUUCUAACAAAAUAUGUUAAGCCUGUGAUUCUAGCUGCUAAACAUGUAGUGGACCAAACAAUACAGAUUGUUUAACAUGUGCUACAGGAAAAUAUUUUUAUCCUGAUAAGACCUGUAAUGUAUGCAGCACUAAUAAUAAAUUUUAUCUUGAUAGCAAUUAAAUAUGCCAAUAAUGUGAUAGCUCAUGCAAAACAUGUAAUGGAUUAACUAAAAAUUCAUGUGAAUCAUGCCCCUUAGGGACGACACUUUACCCAGAUUAUUCAUGUUAGUUCUGUGAUACAUCCAAUCAAUUUUAUAUAGAUUCUAAGAAUUUUUGUUAAAAAUGUGAUUUAAGUUGUCAAACCUGCUCUGGGUAAACCAAUAAACAAUGUUUAAGUUGUCCUGCUAAUACUUACUUAUAUCCAGAUAAUUCUUGUAAUUAAUGCAAUACUUAGAACUAGUAUUUUGUAGAUAAAAAUUAAAUUUGUUAAAAAUGUGAUAGCUCAUGUCUUACUUGCAAUGGAUUGCUAAAUAAUAACUGCACAUCAUGCAAAGAUGGUUUUUAUUUAGAUAAAAAUAAUACUUGCAAGCCUUGUGAUUCAACCUGCUUAACUUGUAAUGACUCAGGUAAAAAUAGCUGCUUGACUUGCCAGAGUGGAUAAAAUAUUUUUUAUGAUAAAUCUUGUAAUAUUUGUCAAAUAAGUAAUAAAUAUUUUAUUGAUAGCUCACUAAUUUGUCAGAAAUGUCAUCCUACUUGCUUAACUUGCAACGGCUUACUUUAAAAUAAUUGCUUAUCUUGCUAAGAUGGGCUAUACUUAGAUUCCACAAAUUAAUGCUAGCCAUGCGAUUCCUCAUGCUCAACUUGUAAUGGCCCUAGUCCAUCAUAAUGUUUAAAAUGUAAACCAGGAUUUAAUUUUUAUCCUGAUGGGCUUUGUAAGUAUUGUGAUUUAUCAAAUAAAUAUUUCUUAGCUAACUAAAAAAUCUGCUAAUAAUGUUCACCUAAUUGUUAAACUUGUAAUGGGCCUCUAACAACAGACUGUUUAAAAUGUAUAAGUGGAAUGACUAAAUUUCCAGAUUAAACUUGUAAUUUCUGUGAUACAAAUAAUAAAAAAUUCAUAGAUACUAAUUAAAUAUGUCAAAACUGUGACUCGUCUUGUUUAACAUGCAAAGGUUUAUCAUCAACUGAUUGUACUUCUUGUAAUUUAGGAUAGAAUUUAUAUCCUAAUAAUUCCUGUUAAUUUUGUAACCUAAAUAAUUAAUAAUAUUUGGAUAGCACAAAUGUUUGUAGAUCAUGUGAUAAAUCUUGCUAAAAAUGUAAUGGUCCAUUGAAAAAUCAGUGCAUAUCUUGCGUUUUAGGAUUAACUCUUUACCCUGAUAACUCUUGUUAGAUUUGUGAUAUAAAUAAUAAAUAAUUUAUAGAUAAUAAUAACAUAUGCUAAUAAUGUGAUAAUUCUUGUUAAAAAUGUAGUGGUCCUUCUAAUACAAAUUGUAUUGAAUGUGCAUAUGGAUUGAGCUUUUAAAGUGAUACCACUUGUAAAUUUUGCAAUACUUCAAAUGGAUUCUUUGUUGAUUAAAAUAACUAUUGCAAAAAUUGUGAUUAAAAUUGCAUUACUUGUAAAAAUAAUAAAUAAUGUACUAAGUGUGUAUCUAAUUUCACACUAUUUAAUGGAAUGUGCUUUGACUGUUAACCUGGAACUUAUAUAGAUUCUACAACUAUGAGCUGCUAGAGCUGUAAUAUAAAAUGUAAGACUUGCUUUGGAGGUCUAGAAACAUAAUGUAUCCAAUGUGCUAAUCCAUCCUAAUUUUUUGAUUAAAAUAAUUAUUGUGUUGAUUCUUGCUAAGAUGGGUAUAUCAAGAAUCCAAACACAAAUAAAUGUUAGAAGUGUUUGUAUUAUACAGCUAAUUUUUAAAAAGCUAUUUGCGUUUUGGAAUGCCCAGAUCAGUUUUAUGCAGAUUCUAAUAAUAUUUGUUAGAAAUGUGGAAAUAAUUGUAAACAUUGCAUAGAUUAGCUAACAUGUAUAGAGUGUAAUGAGAAUUACAGUUUUAAAAGUUAAAUUUUAAGAGAGUGUGAUUUUUGUUAAGCAGAUGAAUAUAAAGACGAUAAUAAUGUUUGCUAAAAAUGUGAAAUAUUAAAUUGUUAAACUUGUUAGAGUAAAAGUAUUUGCCAUACCUGUGCAAUAGGAUAUAAAAAUAAAUAAACAUAUUGUGAAUAUGAUUAAAGAUAUGAUCACUAUACUUGCUCUUAUUCAACUUAAGAAUAAUGUGAAUCAGAAUUGAAUUUAAUUACAAAGGUUGAUACAAGUAUGCAAUCUGUAUAAAUUACUUCAUUUGGAAUACAAACUGCAAAUGCUAUAUUAUUUGCAUAAGGAACAUAGUUUUUAUAUUCUCUUUAGAUUCAACAAAUGAUAGGAAAUAUAAAAUUUUCAGAUUAAUUUAAAACAUUAAGCCUCGGUUAAACUUUUAUUGAUUUAAAUUACUAAAUGAAUAUUUUAAGUAUUAUUCCCAAUCCAAUAAAAUCAAUGAAUACAUAAAAUUCCAACCAGAAUAAAUCAUCCAAUAAUUUAUAAAGUUAGAGAAUACUUGAUGAAAAUGCAUCAUCAAGCGAUUUAAGAAGAAUUGAGUCAAUUAAUCUCAGUAACCUGUUUUUAAGUGAUGCUUUAAUUUAUUUCUUUAUUACUGGAAUAUUUAUCAUAAUUUUAUCCAUUUGUAAGUUGCUAAGUAAAAGAUUUACCUUUUUUAGUGAGAUUGAAGAGAAAAAAUACUCAUAUAUAAUCAAACUUUAGCUUUUGUUUUCAAACUACAUCCUAAUAUCUAUUUUUAAUUGUUUUAAAAUCUUAGAUUUUUCAACAACUCUUCAAAUUGUCAGCUUCGCCUUAUAAAUUGUAUACUUGAUAUGCUAUGCUAUAUUCUUAAUAUUUUUUUAUCUUUAAAUCAAGAAAUUUGAUAGAAAAUCUAACAUGGCUUUAAUUAAUAAAUAUUAUAUUCUCAUUGAUAAUAUUAAUAUAGAGAUUCCUUUUGGAAAAUACUUUUGGUUAUUUUUUGAAAUUAGAAAAAUAUUAAAUAUAGCAUUUACUUUUUUAAUACCUUCAGUGAUCUUGUCUCUUUCUUUAGUGAUGUCUUUGAAUUUAAUAUUUUUCAUUUACAUGGUUUAUUACAAACCAAUUAUGUCGUUAAUCGAGUAGAGAUAUUAUUAUGUAUUAGAAUUCUUGCAAAUAUUAAUUAAUCUAAAUAUUAUUUUAGUCUACAACUUUGAUGAUGUAAAAUUAGCUUGGUCCACAGUCAUUAAUAUUGGAACACUCUUUUUUGUGAUAUUUGUAUAUUCAAUAUUCGUGUCCUAUAAAAUCAUAAAAAUAAAAUACUGCAAAAAAAGAUUUAUAGUAUCAAAGAAUUUAUACUAUGAAGAAGAUGUUAGAUAAAAGUAAAUCUAAUCAAUUAUAGAUAAAAAUUAGAUGAGAAUCAAAGUAAGAAAAGGGGUCUUAAAUUAAUUAGAAAGUUCAUUAAAUAACUCCUUAAACACAGAGAGCAAUAAUAGUUCAAGGAUAGAAUACAUGGAUAACAUUCACCAACUAUCUAUUAAAUGGAAUAAAAAUCCAAUAUAUACUAGAAAUGUUGCAUUAAAAAUCCAUAAAUAAUAAUGA